Drosophila innubila is the source of this 2059-nucleotide messenger RNA. Its product is annotated as ubiquitin-conjugating enzyme E2Q-like protein CG4502. The record is from RefSeq and is a predicted model, not a curated record. The coding region runs from base 486 to 1457 and encodes 323 amino acids. Lineage: Eukaryota; Metazoa; Arthropoda; Insecta; Diptera; Drosophilidae. The transcript has 5 exons.
UCUCUCUCACUCCUUCGUCUAGUUUUUGGUCGUGUGUGUUGCAGCAAAGUUCUGCUAGCGGUUAAAACAGUUGUUUAAUUAGUACUUACUAUAAAAUUUUUUUUAGAUAAAUGAACGCGACGGCAAUUGCUACGAGCAAGACGAACUGUAAUUGAUUUAAUAUUUGAUUAAAGGGAGAGAAAAGUUAAAUCGUCAAAAGUAGAAAAACUUUUUGUAUGUGUAUAUAAAACAAAGAAAAUUAGUUAAGAACAGAGGAAACAAGCAUAUUGAUAACAACACUGCGACAGAGGAGAAAGAGAGCAAUUAAAAUUGCAACUGCAAUUGCGCUUGCACAAUUGCCGAAGCACACCAAGUAAAUUAUAUAAUAAAAGACUGAAAAAUUAUACCCACACAGACAGACACACACAAACACACACUGCAAAAUACAAUAGUUACAAUUAACGAAACUAAAGCCACCGUCUGAAGAAAAAGCCAACACAGCAAGGAUGUCAUCACGUUCCAAAGAAAGAGUUGUUACCGCGUUUCGCAAAAUCUUCCACAAGUCCAGCAAUAAUAAUAAUAAUAACAACAACAAUCAUAACAACAACCACAAUAUUAAUAAUAACAACAACAACGAAAGGAGCUGCGAUAAGGUGGAUGGCGCCGAGCACAGCACCAGCAAUAACAACAACAACAACAAUAACCUUAACAACAAUUCGGUUACUGAAGCCGCAGCCACCUCAACAUCAUCUAGCACAGCAGCAGCAACAGGAGCGGGAGGAGGAGCAGCAGCAGCUGGAGCAUCCAUUGAAAUUGCAGCAGGAGCUGCUCAAGCAAGCUCCAAGAAUGCCGUUGUUCGAGUGGCAGCCGAGCAAGCCGUAUGCGAUUCACCUGGCAAACGACGCCGCCAGGAUCACAAAGUGGCACCGUCAACUGGACGACCGUUAAUUACAGCUCCCGAUCAGACAAUAAGAUCGCGUCGUCUGAUGAAAGAAUACCGCGAAAUGGAACGCCUGCAGUGCAAGAACGAUGCCGUCUUUACGGUGGAUCUGGUCAAUGACAGUCUCUUUGAGUGGCACGUGCGAUUGCAUGUUAUCGAUCCGGACUCACCGUUGGCCCGCGACAUGGUGGAGAUGAGUGUGUCGGCCAUUCUGUUGCAUUUGAGUUUUCCCGACAACUUUCCCUUUGCACCGCCAUUUAUGCGUGUCGUGGAGCCGCGCAUCGAGAAGGGUUACGUGAUGGAAGGUGGCGCCAUCUGCAUGGAGUUGCUCACACCGCGGGGUUGGGCCAGUGCCUACACUGUGGAGGCGGUCAUCAUGCAGUUUGCGGCCAGCGUUGUAAAGGGUCAAGGUCGUAUUGCGCGCAAACCAAAGAGUACAAAGGAGUUUAGUCGACGCCAAGCGGAGGAAUCAUUCCGUUCACUGGUUAAGACACACGAGAAAUAUGGCUGGGUUACGCCUGCUUUGGCCGACGGUUAAAUUUGGACUCGCAUCUUGAUUUACCCGCUCAAAGCAGCUCUUACGUUUGCCAACUUAGUCAACUAUAAAUACAACUCGAUUUCCAUUUACAUAAACGCCGCUCUUUACAAUAUUUACUACAAAAUAGUUGUAGGUUGCUUUUCCAAAAUACUGAUUAGAUUAUUUCUUGAAUGUAGUCAAGUAAUAUGUAAUGUGUAAACCAUUUCAAUUGUCGCAAAUGAAUACCAUCCAAAAAAAAAAAAAAAGAGAGGAAACGUCGGCGUCAAGUAAAAAGAAAUUAGCUUAAAAUGUAAUUUAGCUGUAGUCGUCAAUGCAAAUUACGCAAAACAAAACAAAAUUAUUUUAAAUUAAAAUUAUUUUACGAGUAUUAUACGAAUUGAGUAAGUUUUCAAAACCACUUAUGUUCCGCAUAUUAUAUUACUUAAAGUUUAGAUUACUUCUUGCAAACUAAAUGAAAACAUGUUCAACUGUGUUAUUUUAAUUUGUUGUGAUUUUUGUUAGGUUAACAAUCAAAUUACAGCUCCGGCUAACAUACAAAAAUAUGUAUGUUAAUGGUUCUUAAGUUUUGCAUAUAGUAAAUAAAUACAAUAUAUUUCUCUGUG